CGACAUCUCUUUUCUUUCCCAUAAUUUUUCUUUUUUGCGAUAUCCAUCGUCCUCUCUUGUCAAACCUGACAAAUCCAAAGGAGGAAGAAUAGUGACGUUACAAUUUAUUAAUAACGCUUGUUAUCUUUUCUUUAUAUACUUCACUAUACCAGACAAGAACCCAACAACAACAAAAAAAGAACUGUUUUAUUUUCUUAUUUAUUGGGUUAAAUUUUUUGUAAAAUGGGGAAUUGUCAAGCGGCAGAGGCAGCGACAAUUUUGAUCCAUCACCCCGCGGAGAACAAGGUGGAGAGGAUUUACUGGUCGGUGACAGCAAGUGACGUCAUGAAAUCCAAUCCUGGUCAUUACGUUGCUGUGGUAGUGACGUCACCGACAUUAAAGAACGAGAAAGGGACGCCGUUGAAGCAGCUCAAGCUGCUUCGUCCUGACGACACUUUAGUCAUCGGACAUGUUUACCGUCUCGUCAGCUUCGAAGAGGUUUUGAACGAGUUUGCGACGAAGAAGUGUGUAAAGCUGGGGAAGCUAUUGAAAGACGGAGGAGGGCUUGAGCUGAAGAAAAAAAAACAUAGAAAGAAGUCAGAUCAGGUAAAGGGUCGGGUCAACCCUAGUUCGGAUCCGGAUCCGAAAGAAGAUGAGUCUAAUGAUACGGUUGCCGGAGAAGACGGUGGAAAUGGGUUUAUGAGACGGAGUCACGGAGGAGGAAGAGGUGGCGGUGGGUGGAGACCAGCUUUACACAGCAUUCCUGAACUUAGAUCCUCAUGACUUCAAAAGCGUCGAUAUUCUUAAAGCACAUCCGACAACAUUAAAAGUUUAUGUAAAGCGAUGUUAUUAUCAUAAAUGCUUUAAAUGAAUAUCCCGUCUCAAACUAUAUUUUCAAGUGCUUUUUAAAAUUUUGAGCGUUCUUAAACUAAGAUCUAAAAGCUUUGCGGCAAUAUUGCAACAUUAUUUGCAGAUUCUGAUUAGCAUGAAUCAUUUACUUUUUUGUUUCCUUGUUUGGUGUACACAAAGUUUCUAUACAUCCAAUGAUAACGUUCCAUAGCAUGUUUAAUAGAGGAUUUUUA
Eruca vesicaria subsp. sativa (arugula) is the source of this 1061-nucleotide messenger RNA. The record is from the annotation of a GenBank genome assembly. Lineage: Eukaryota; Viridiplantae; Streptophyta; Magnoliopsida; Brassicales; Brassicaceae.